This is a messenger RNA of Malaya genurostris, 1221 nucleotides long. RefSeq names its product COP9 signalosome complex subunit 5 (gene CSN5). NCBI's taxonomy places the organism in Eukaryota, Metazoa, Arthropoda, Insecta, Diptera, Culicidae. Gene Ontology annotation, biological process: protein deneddylation. The coding region runs from base 135 to 1142 and encodes 335 amino acids. The record is from RefSeq and is a predicted model, not a curated record. Gene Ontology annotation, molecular function: protein binding; metallopeptidase activity; deNEDDylase activity. Gene Ontology annotation, cellular component: cytoplasm; COP9 signalosome. The transcript has 2 exons.
UGUCAAAGUUUGAUGUGAUCGUUCUCGUUUCGCAUCCGCAAUUUUCCGAAGCCUCAGCGAAAAGCAUUAUACUGAAAACAAGUCCAACAAAGGAUUUUCUGAUCAGUGUGUUGAAUAAUAUCCUUUACAAAAAAAUGGCCGAUUCUGAGUUGGCCCGCAAGAACUGGGAAUUGGAGAACAAUGUCGAGACACUGCCACCAAGCGAUGAGAUUUUUCGCUACGAUUCGGAACAACAACAACGUAUCCUGGCUGCCCGACCAUGGGAAAAGGAUCCGCAUUUUUUCAAGGAUAUAAAAAUCUCCGCUUUGGCCUUGCUGAAAAUGGUCAUGCAUGCCCGUUCCGGCGGUGCCCUGGAAGUGAUGGGGCUGCUGCUUGGCAAGGUCGAAGAAGACACUAUGGUCGUGAUGGAUGCGUUUGCCCUGCCGGUAGAGGGAACAGAAACGCGAGUCAAUGCUCAAUCGCAGGCGUACGAGUACAUGUCGGCCUACAUGGAAUCCGCCAAGGAAGUCGGACGCUGCGAGAACGCUAUCGGAUGGUACCACAGUCAUCCGGGGUACGGUUGCUGGUUGUCUGGAAUUGAUGUCAACACCCAGAUGCUCAAUCAGAACUAUCAGGAACCGUUCGUGGCUAUCGUUGUGGAUCCGGUUAGAACCGUGUCGGCCGGAAAGGUAUGCCUUGGGGCUUUCCGCACAUAUCCCAAAGGUUACAAACCACCGAAUGAGGAACCAUCCGAAUACCAGACGAUUCCAUUGAAUAAAAUCGAAGAUUUUGGAGUACAUUGCAAGCAGUACUACCAGCUGGAUGUGUCCUACUUCAAAUCGGCCCUUGACCGAAAGCUGCUGGAUUCAUUGUGGAACAAAUACUGGGUCAAUACGCUGGGCAGUUCGGGUUUGUUGAGCAAUGCAGACUACACUACCGGGCAGAUUUUGGAUCUUUCGGAGAAACUAGAACUGAGCGAGGCCAGUCUAGGGCGUGGACCGUUCGUGGUUAGUGGAACAGAUCCGAACGAAAAACGCACCGAAGACAAACUAUCGAAGGCCACUCGCGACUGCAGCAGAGCUUCGAUCGAGUUGCUUCAUGGGUUGAUGGCCCAGAUCGCCAAGGACAAACUGUUCAACAUGGUAAACCUUAAGAAUAAGUAAGUUCUUAGAAAGGAAUGUCAUCUAAAUUACUGCGAAACAAAAAUACGUUUUAACUUGAAUAAAUUCGAUACUUAUAUCA